AUGGCAUCGACUGUCAAUGACAAGAACAAGAGUAGGGAUCUGGCUGAUAAAGAUGCCAGGAUGCAACACGGAAACCCAUGGUUUUCAGCUCAGGUUGUGGUUUUGGCACUGAUUGCAUUCAUCUGCAUAGAGACCAUCAUGGAAUGUUCCCCUUGCGAAGGCCUUUAUUUCUUCGAGUUUGUGAGCUGUAGUGCAUUGGUGGUUACUGGAGUUCUGUUGCUUAUGUUCAGUCUAAAUCUUCACACAAGAAUACCACAGAUCAACUGGAAUCUUACUGAUCUGGUCAACACUGGACUCAGCACUUUCUUCUUUUUCAUUGCCUCUGUAGUACUUGCUGCUUUAAACCAUAAAACUGGAGCAGAAAUUGCUGCUGUGAUAUUUGGUUUCUUGGCAAUGGCAGUGUAUGCUGUGAACACAUAUUUAGCUAUUAAAAAGUGGCGAAUGAACAGCAGACAACAAAACAGUCGGCAGACCAGUGAUUACAUACGUGCUCGGACAGAGUCCAGAGAAGUAGAUCAUCGCCCUGAGAUUCAGCGUCUGGAUGCAUGAAAGAAACAUUCAAAUGGGACUGUAAAGGGAAAAGAAGAAGUGUUUAACUCCCUCAUGGAAUAAAGGGUUUAUUUCCUUAUUUAAGGAAGAAAAGGAAGAUCAGAUGGUGUCAGAGAAUGCCCAGCCCUGCACAUGUGCAGAGAUGCAUUGAGUCAACAGCUGUUGUCAUGAAGGCAGUAAUGUUGGUAAUUCAAAAGCAAGAUCCAUUUAAGAUGUCCACAUAUAUAUUAUAUAAGCUAUAUAAUAUAUGUGUAUAUAUAAUAUAUGUUUUGAAGUAUGUUCUUGUUUUGGAUUAACUGCACAUUAUUUUAUUUCCCUCUCCCAAAUGCAGACUUUCUGCCACUGUUUCUUUGUUGUAAACACUUAAGAACAG
Molecule: messenger RNA, 922 nt
Organism: Chaetura pelagica (chimney swift)
Lineage: Eukaryota; Metazoa; Chordata; Aves; Apodiformes; Apodidae
Gene: CMTM4
Product: CKLF-like MARVEL transmembrane domain containing 4
Exons: 4
Coding region: 1-549 (182 amino acids)
Cellular component (GO): membrane
Source: RefSeq, a predicted model, not a curated record